CCGGCAGUUCCUCACAGUCAUACACUUGCAGUCUGCUCUCUCCAGGAGCAGAAAGUUCUGGGAAUCCUCAGCAGACUGAGCUUUCUUUUGUAAAACCGUCUGGAUUGUUUUUUUUUUUUUUGGGCGUGCAGCAGGUGCAGCCUUCCUGAUACUCUUAUCUCAGGCGCUGAUCAGCUGAUUGGUCGGUCCUGAACUUGGUGGCUACCAACGCCUGGAGCAUUUUCUGUUUCUCUUCUUUACUUUACUUUGCUUUUUUUUUUUUUUUUUUUGGUAAAGACUCUUCUCAUGCUUGGUUCACCUUUUCGUCCUUUACCAGCAUCUUCAAUACUGGAGGAGAAAACAAGAAGAAUCGGGAGAAGACGAGAGAUCUUUAUUUGGCAGGAGGAUAAGAUAUGUGACUGUGUUUUUGCUCUCCUGUGAGCAUGCAAAUACCUUCAUCAUGCUGGGAAUAGAUCCAGGGAGACUGACACUUCUUAACCUCUUCGUCUGCCACUGCACUGACGGGUUGUGUGUCACCUAAUGAGCUCCAGCGACGUGAGAUAACAGCACUGGAAAACACGCGUGGUUUUAAAUUACAACUGCCAAUUCGCUGUGAUUGAACAUUAUCUUCUUGAAGUUUGGAAAUCUCUCUCCCCACCCCUUUUUUUUUUUUUUAAAUGGAAAGCCUGCGUAGAGGGGUGGAUGUUUUUUCCAGCUAACUGGAUUGCCUAAUUACUCCCUUGGGUUUUGGAAUCAUGCCCAAAGACGUAAGGCAAAAAGAAACGGAAGAGAUGUGGAAGGAUGGUUUGAAGAAGGAAUUUCAGUUUGUGAAAGGAGGAUGAUGUGAACGGGGUCGAAAGUUGGGAGCUGUCGAGUCGAAGUCGUGAUGUGGAGUCGGACAACAUACUUGGCUUAUGGAUGAAGUUCCUCCUGAAACUAAUUUACUCCUCAAUGUGGAAUCUGAUUGGAAUGUGUGUGGAUUUGGAUUGCUUUCCCUUGAUAUUUGGAGCUACUCUUAAAACAGACAUUCAACCGCUGGAUUAGUGUCUAAGGAGGCUAAUUAUCUUAAACUAUUUCAUCUGACCUCCUCAUAAACUUGCCUCUCCAAGCAAAGAUGAGAGGAGACCGGCGUUCCGCUUCAUUCCACAAGGAAAAGCCAGCAGGGCUGUCGCGGGCUCUCAGUUGGCUCAACAUGUCCCCCCUGUCCCACCAGGGGAGACGCUUCUUCCACAGUCAAAACGAUCUCCAUCUGGUUCCCAACCGCCGCUCGCGCUCACGCACUCAUCUUCACAUGCCGCAAAAAGACGAGGCCGAGGACGAUGACAACUGGGUGUACAGACCUCAGCACAAAAUAGCUGUGUCUAACCUGGACGAGGAGAGCAAAUGGACGGUUCACUACACGGCUCCCUGGCAUCAACAGGAGAAUGUCUUCCUCCCCGGCAGCAGGCCACCCUGUGUAGAAGACCUUCACCGGCAGGCAAAAGUCAACCUUAAGACUGCUUUGCGAGAAUGUGAUAAGUUGAGGAAAGAUGGCUUCCGGAGCUCUCAGUACUACUCUCAGGGUCCCACUUUCUCUGACCCCAAACAGUCCACCAGCAGCCUACAGGAUGACGAGGAUGAUGAAAAUGACAGAAAGUCGACAGCUUCGUCAGCGGAGGAUGACAAAUCUCAGCUCUCCGUGAGAUCCCCGACGCCGCAGGGUGGGAGCGAGGCGGGGGAGGCAUCUGAAGUCGACGGGCAGGUGGUUUGGAACAAGGCUCCGCCCCUCCCGACCCCGGAGGAGAAGAUGAGGCAGGCGGCUCAGGCCGUGCCCACAGAUGUGGUGCCCAUCAACAUUACAGGUGUGUUACAUUGUUUUCUUAUAGCUCAGAAGGGAAACAAGUUCCCUCGCCUGUUUUUUCUUUUUCUCUCUGAGCUGAAUAGAAACUAAUCAGGAACUGUAUCGCAUCACUUAGGCAAAAAUAAAUAAAU
Poecilia latipinna (sailfin molly) is the source of this 1950-nucleotide messenger RNA. Its product is annotated as NHS-like protein 1. Gene Ontology annotation, biological process: cell differentiation. The coding region runs from base 1094 to 1909 and encodes 271 amino acids. The record is from RefSeq and is a predicted model, not a curated record. The transcript is spliced from 4 exons. NCBI's taxonomy places the organism in Eukaryota, Metazoa, Chordata, Actinopteri, Cyprinodontiformes, Poeciliidae.